AUGCGACUUUUGAUUUUAUCACUUUUAUUUGUCUCCACAUUUGCGUGGUUCUACGGCCGAGAUGAGCCGGAUCGUUGGAGUGUCGGAGGGGUUUGGCCACUUCCCCAAAAAAUCAUCUAUGGGUCUAAGAACCGAACUCUCACUUAUGACAAAAUCGGAAUUGAUCUUGGAGACAGAAAAGAUUGUGAUGUUCUCCUGUCAAUGGCUGAUAAUUACAUGAAUAAGUGGUUGUUCCCAUACCCGGUUGAAAUGAAAACAGGAGGCACUGAAGAUUUCAUUAUAACCGUGACAGUGAAAGAAGAGUGUCCGAGUGGACCACCAGUUCAUGGAUCCAGUGAAGAAUAUCUUUUACGUGUCAGUCUCUCAGAGGCAGUAAUUAAUGCGCAAACCGUUUGGGGUGCACUUCGCGCAAUGGAGUCAUUGAGUCAUUUAGUUUUCUAUGAUCAGAAAUCUCAGGAGUACAAAAUCCGUACUGUUGAAAUAUUCGACAAGCCCCGUUUCCCAGUUCGUGGAAUUAUGAUCGACACAAGUCGUCAUUUCUUGUCUUUGAAUGUUAUCAAACGACAAUUGGAGAUUAUGUCAAUGAAUAAGAUGAAUGUUCUUCAUUGGCAUCUUGUUGACAGUGAAUCGUUCCCCUAUACUUCUGACAAAUUCCCAGAGUUACAUGGAGUGGGGGCGUAUUCUCCGCGUCACGUAUACUCACGUGAAGAUAUUGCUGAAGUUAUUGCGUUUGCAAGACUCCGUGGUAUUCGUGUUAUUCCGGAAUUCGAUUUACCCGGACACACAUCUUCUUGGAAAGGGAGAAAAGGUUUUUUGACGGAGUGUUUUGACGAAAAGGGUGAAGAGACUUUCUUGCCAAAUCUGGUUGAUCCAAUAAAUGAAGCUAAUUUUGACUUUAUUUCCGAAUUCUUGGAAGAAGUCACUGAAACAUUCCCUGAUCAAUUUUUACAUCUUGGUGGUGAUGAAGUGAAUGAUUUUAUCGUUGAGUGUUGGGUCAGAAAUAAGAAAAUCCGAAAAUUCAUGGAAGAAAAAGGAUUCGGAAACGACACAAUUCUUUUGGAAAAUUACUUUUUUGAAAAGCUCUUUGCAAUUGUUGAAAAACUAAAAUUGAAACGUAAGCCAAUCUUCUGGCAAGAAGUGUUUGAUAACAAUAUCCCUGAUCCAAAUUCAAUCAUUCAUAUUUGGAAGGGAAACACUCAUGAGGAAAUCUACGAGCAGGUCAAGAACAUCACAUCCAAGAACUUCCCGGUUAUCAUUUCCGCGUGUUGGUAUUUGAACUACAUCAAAUAUGGAGCUGACUGGAGAGAUGAGAUCAGUGGAACCGCUCCAUCUAAUUCGAGAUAUUACUAUUGUGACCCUACAAACUUCAAUGGUACUGAUGCACAGAAAAACUUGGUUUUGGGUGGUAUUGCAGCAAUCUGGGGAGAGUUGGUGGAUAAUACCAACAUUGAAGCCAGACUUUGGCCAAGAGCGUCCGCAGCGGCCGAAAGACUUUGGUCACCAGCGGAGAAGACUCAGCGAGCUGAGGAUGCGUGGCCAAGAAUGCACGAACUCCGUUGUCGAUUGGUCUCCAGGGGAUACCGUAUCCAGCCUAACAACAAUCCCGACUUCUGUCCAUUCGAGUUUGAUGAGCCUCCAGCGACCAAGUCGGAGCUUUAA
Caenorhabditis remanei is the source of this 1659-nucleotide messenger RNA. RefSeq lists its product as uncharacterized. The record is from RefSeq and is a predicted model, not a curated record. Gene Ontology annotation, molecular function: beta-N-acetylhexosaminidase activity. The transcript is spliced from 10 exons. The coding region runs from base 1 to 1659 and encodes 552 amino acids. Gene Ontology annotation, biological process: glycosaminoglycan metabolic process; ganglioside catabolic process; carbohydrate metabolic process. Lineage: Eukaryota; Metazoa; Nematoda; Chromadorea; Rhabditida; Rhabditidae. Gene Ontology annotation, cellular component: membrane.